This is a messenger RNA of Maniola jurtina (meadow brown), 2291 nucleotides long. RefSeq lists its product as uncharacterized. Gene Ontology annotation, molecular function: DNA binding. The transcript has 3 exons. Gene Ontology annotation, cellular component: nucleus. The coding region runs from base 447 to 2291 and encodes 614 amino acids. The record is from RefSeq and is a predicted model, not a curated record. NCBI's taxonomy places the organism in Eukaryota, Metazoa, Arthropoda, Insecta, Lepidoptera, Nymphalidae.
GGCACCAUAUUGGGCAAAAAGAGUAGGACAAUAGCUGCAUCUCUUUCACAGUAGAUUCGCGUUCAGACGUGACUCGCUUCACGCUAGUCGGUGCGCCGUUCGGAAGUGUGGUGUACGACAUACACGUUAAUUUGUGUUUUAAGACUACAAAAGUAAAAAAAUCACGUAAGUUUUGUUGUUUUCUUCUCUUGUAGUUAUUAAUUUUAUCUACUUAGUUAUUAUUUGUACGUAAUAAGUAUUUAUUAAGGUCUCAUUUGACAAUAAAUAGAGAUUGCCAGCACAGUUAAAGUUUUUCUUAUUGCGUCAUAAAAUUAAAAUGUUAUGAGUGGUACACAGUGGGUCGUUUCUAAGGGGGGCACAGUGAGUCGACCCACUGUGUACCUAUCACCAGGCGUCUCUAAAUACAAUCGGCCAGAUGACUACAAUAGCUAUUUUUAUUUUACAGAAUGCCAAAAAAACGCCCGAUAAGUAGAAAAAUUGGUAAUCACACAAAAGAACAAAUGAAGGAAGCGCUUCAAGAAAUUGAGUCAGGAAAAAAGAUACGUGCUGUAGCAAGGGAUAAAAGAAUUCCAUUUUCAACGCUACAACGUUAUGCAGUCAAAGUAAAAGCAUCCAAAAGUACAGAAAAUGUAAAGCUUGUUCCGAAUUAUGAUGUUAAUAGAGUUUUUACGGAUGAGCAAGAACAAGCACUUACUGAAUAUUAUAAAAACUGCGCUCUUAUGUUUUACGGCCUAACAACAAAAGAUUGUCGAAAAGUUGCAUAUGAAAUGGCUGUUAUAAACAAAAUUAAAAUGCCACAGUCAUGGAUUGUUAACCAGAUGGCAGGUAUCGACUGGUUAAAAUCUUUUCGCAAGCGUCAUAAUGAACUUUCUUUACGCAAACCGGAAGCUUGCAGUCUGGCUAGAGCAACAGCUUUUAAUAAGGAAACCGUGAAGGUCUUUUUCGAUAAUCUACAAGAAGUUUAUAAAAGACAUUCUGCAUUUGCUGAUGGUACCAGAGUGUACAAUCUUGAUGAGACGGCAACGGUUACAGUGCAGAAACCCCAAAAAGUAAUAGGUCCUAAAGGUAAGAAUAUCGGGAAAGUAACAAGUGGCGAAAAAGGCACCCUAGUAACAACUUGCUGCAUUAUCAGUGCAGCUGGUCAAGCUUUGCCACCGGUACUUAUUUUCCCAAGGAAAAACUAUAAGGAUCACAUGAUUAAAGGUGCUCCCCCUGGAACAUUAGGGCUAGCUACACCAUCUGGUUGGAUGAAUAGCGAGUUAUUUGUCGACACAAUCAAACACUUCAUCAAAAACACAUCGAGCUCUAAAGAAAACCCUUCAAUAUUAAUUAUGGAUAACCACGAGUCGCAUUUGUGCAUUGAAGCCUUAGAUAUAGCAAAGGAAAACGGUGUGACAAUAUUGACACUACACCCUCAUACGUCAGCAAAGCUGCAACCUUUGGAUGUGGGCAUUUAUUCUCCAUUUAAAAGCUACUACAACGCCGCUAUGGAAUCAUGGCUGCUAAACAAUCCAGGAAAAGGUGUAACAAUAUAUGAUUUAGCUGAGCUGAUAGGGACCGCAUUUAUCAGAACCAUGACGCCAACAAAUAUUAUUAAUGCCUUUAAAAAGACCGGGAUCCAUCCUUUUGAUAGGAAUGUUUUCACAGAAGAAGACUUUUUACCGAGCGCUGUGACCGCAUUUAUCAGAACCAUGACGCCAACAAAUAUUAUUAAUGCCUUUAAAAAGACCGGGAUCCAUCCUUUUGAUAGGAAUGUUUUCACAGAAGAAGACUUUUUACCGAGCGCUGUGACUGAUCGUCCCAAUCCUAAUGUCCCCCAAAAUUCACUUAACGUAUCAUUUCAAGAUAUCAGCGAAAUUGAGCAAAAUAGUCCGACAAUUCUAGAAAAGGAAACACUCCUUGGGCCAUCAGUAAAUUCUCCAACUUUUCAGCAAGAGCCAGAGCAUGACUCACGACAAGAACCUCUAGAGUCACAGAGAGAACAACCCCAAGAACCACCCAAGCCUCAGUGUUCUAAGUCUAAAGAUACAUCGCUAUUAUCAGGUGGUUUUAGUGAAUCAGAAGAUGACGCUGAAAACUUUUCUCUUGACGACGAAGACUCCGAUUGGUGCGAGGAAGACGAAGUUGAAGACGAAAUUGAAAUUCUAACUGAUCAAAAAUUACAGCUCAAUGUCUUGCCUCGAGUUCUGAAGGAGGAAGAUUACGUUCUCGAGGAAGCACCUUACGCCAACAGUCUUACUACUAUUUCAAUGUUGACUUUUCCCAAAUUGAUAUCCGUUAGUCGAGAUUGA